Thrips palmi is the source of this 1230-nucleotide messenger RNA. RefSeq names its product suppressor protein SRP40-like. NCBI's taxonomy places the organism in Eukaryota, Metazoa, Arthropoda, Insecta, Thysanoptera, Thripidae. The record is from RefSeq and is a predicted model, not a curated record. The transcript has 3 exons. Bases 1 to 1230 code for a protein of 409 amino acids.
AUGUCGUCCUCCAGCAACUCCGGCGGCGGCGCGUCUGCGGGUGGCAGUGGCGGGGCCGGCGAUGACAGCCCCGCGGCCUGCAGCGGCGUGGGGCCCGUGCGCGUGCGGAUGUUCCGCAUCUUCGGCCGGCGCGCCAGCACCAGCCAGCCCUCGCUCAGCAGGCCGGGCCAGGAGGGCCACGACAGCGGCCAGGACUCGACGGACUCGGACGAGAACGACAAGUACGCGGGGUCCCUGUCGGGCGGCGGCAGGGAGGCCAGGGAGCGCGACAGUCCGUGCAGGGGGCCGAACCGCAGGGCCCGCAGCAAGAAGCAGAGCGGCAGCGCGGCCAGCUCGGACUGCAACGGAUCCAGCAGCUCUUCAGGUGACUGCUUCCGGAGUGUGAGCUGCAGCAGCAACAGCCAGCUGACGGGGUCGUCGUCCGACUCGAGCAGCAGCAAUGGAGACAACAGCCCCGGGUCCGGGUGCGGCUCCGCGUGCAUGGCGACGGUCAUGGGGCUGGAGCGAGGGCUGGAGCGAGGCCUGGAGCGAGGCCUGGAGGCGGGCACCAGCUCGGACAGCGGCUCUGGGGGCUCGUCUGGCAGUGAGUUCGGCGGCUCGGUGCGCGUCUUCCAGACCUGCCUGCGCCCCCUCACCUCUCUUGGGACAUCCCUGGCGUCCUCGUCGGCGUCCUCGUCGGCACCCUCGGGCCGGUCCAACUCGUGCUGCUGUGAGGGGGAGGCACAUCGGCCCCAAGGCAGCUGCUCCGCUCUGCACAAGAUGUUCCACACGCUGAGUCUGUCGACGCACGCCUUGACCACGCUGGCCCCGCUAGGGCAACGCAGCAUCAGCAACUCCUGCUUGUCGAUGGGGGAUGCUCAGCACCGCCAGCACCACCGCCAGCACCACCGCCACCACCACCGCCACCACCACCACUACCCGCUUCACCACAGCGCCUACACGUUCGAGGAGGCCGAUGCGCCGUCGCCGCAGCCCGCCGUCGCCAAGCAGGACAAGCAGCCCAAACAGGACAAGGACGGCAAGGCGCACGGCAAGGCGCCGACCCGCAUCCUGCGCUCGCCCGUCGCCUACGCCUACGUCCGCGGCAUCUCGGGGCUGCCCACGCAGCGCGUCCCUCGCCACCGCCUGGCGCCCGGCCCGGGCGGCACCACCAGGAGGCCCCGCAGCAACCCCGGCCCCGGCCACGGCCACGGCCUGGAGGGCUUCUCCCGGCACGCCUACAACUCGUGA